This is a messenger RNA of Spodoptera litura, 1082 nucleotides long. RefSeq lists its product as uncharacterized. NCBI's taxonomy places the organism in Eukaryota, Metazoa, Arthropoda, Insecta, Lepidoptera, Noctuidae. The record is from RefSeq and is a predicted model, not a curated record.
UGUUGGUCGUGAAUCACCAUCAUAAAAAUAACCGGGGAAAGCACCAGUUUAAGAUGGCUGUCAGGCAUUUCAUCAUUAAGGCGCUCUGCGUGACUCUAUGCCUGGCAUAUAAUUCCCCGUCGUCCAAUGAAGAAUCGGCUAGAGAAUUCAUAGAACAUGUCCUAAGGAUCCCGAACCCUGAAAAGAUAUUGAACUCAGCUCGUGGUAGACUUGAGAGGGCUCGACAACAGGAGUUGUUGAGGCAGCGUGUUGCUGAGGCUGACUGUGAAGAUCCUAGCGAGCUCUUACCAGAAUACACAGCGGCACUUCAAGGUUCACGGGAGCUCAGGCAGUUAGGAGCCCAAAAACACUACCCCAUAUGUCAUUUGGAGAGGAAAAUCAAGAAGUUGAACACUAACGAAUACGAAUACCGACCAGCGUACUAUGAAGAAGUACGUUGCACCAUGACAUCGAGCGACGAUAUUGGAGACACAAAUGAGGUCUGUUCGAGUCUCGGAUUUGCGUGCGUCCAAUGGAACAAAACUAUCCAUUUAACAAGAAGACGAUACUCCAGUGACUGUUGGGAGACGAGUACCAUGGUGAUUCCUGCUGGCUGCGAGUGCAUGUGGCCGGUUCAUCGGCUUGGCGACAUGAAUCUAAGAGCUUAACAAGCAAUCCAUGAUGGGCUGUUCGUCCUCCAAAUCAGCAUGACGUCUGAACUAUCUCCAAAUAACUUAAUAAUUUUCAUGUAUAAAAUAUAAAAUGCGAAUUUAAACUUUCUUACCUAGUAAUUAAGGCUUAGUUGCAUCAAGAGGAAGCAAUGUACAAUAUCGUUGUCUUCUCCUUUCUUCAAACUUACCUAUGGUCUGAUUAUGGAUUGAUUUAUCAUUAUCUAUUUUUAGUGAAUAUGUUUAUACUUAUUGUACUUAUGGGACCAAUUUCAAAAUGGCAGAUCCAUAUGUGUCAGAUAAAUCUUCAUUGUAUGUAAAAAUUAUUCAAGCCUUUAAUAAUACAUCCACAAUCGCUGUCGCGCCACUUAUGCUCUGCUUGCGAUACAUAUCUUUACCUAUUUGCUAUCAUUGUUAACUAUAGUAUUUAUGUUA